This is a messenger RNA of Beta vulgaris subsp. vulgaris (sugar beet), 1532 nucleotides long. Its product is annotated as protein LIGHT-DEPENDENT SHORT HYPOCOTYLS 4. Gene Ontology annotation, biological process: mRNA transcription; response to light stimulus. NCBI's taxonomy places the organism in Eukaryota, Viridiplantae, Streptophyta, Magnoliopsida, Caryophyllales, Amaranthaceae. The record is from RefSeq and is a predicted model, not a curated record. Gene Ontology annotation, cellular component: nucleus. The coding region runs from base 595 to 1227 and encodes 210 amino acids. The transcript has a single exon.
UAAAAAAAUAAUAACAAAUUUUAAUUUCUUGAAAGAAAAAAAAUAAAAAAAAAAUUGACUUCAACAGCUUUUCUCCAUUUACGUCCAAUCAUCCAAUAAUAUUCAUUCAUAUUACCCUUCCUCUCCUAUUUGCCCUAAAAAUCCUUUCUUCUUCUUCCUCUCUCUCCUAUUAUCUUCAGGUUAUUACCCAGCAACUUGCUAUCUUACCUGCAAAUUCAUCUCUCAAAAACAACACUAUUUUUCCAAAAGUAGAAAAAAAAAACACCUGAACUAACUACUAUUACUACUGUAGUAGUUAGUGAGAGUAUAAACUAAAAACUAUAAAGCUAGCAAAAGACAUCUAUCUCAAACAUCAUCAUAUCAUAUCUUUCUUCCUAGAAUUGUUCACAACCAAAGCAAUUUAAUUUAAAAAGAAAAGAAACCUUAACUCCUCCAAAAAAAAAAUCAAACAACUUAUCUUUAGUAUUAUUAGUAGUUGUUAUUACUAUCUCUUAUCAUUUACAAGCUCUUUUGUUUAAAAGUCUGCAAGAUUGCGAUAGGAGAGAGAUAGAGAGAAGUCGGAAACAAAAAUUUUAAAGAACGAAUUAAGAAAAAAUGGAUCUAAUCCCACCAUCAUCAUCGUCGUCAUCAUCAUCAUCAACGACAGCGGGCAGCAACAACGGGCAGCUUAGCAGGUACGAGAAUCAGAAAAGAAGAGACUGGAACACUUUCGGGCAGUAUUUAAGGAAUCACCGACCUCCAUUAACGUUAUCCCGUUGUAGUGGAGCCCACGUGCUGGAGUUUCUCAGGUAUUUAGAUCAGUUCGGAAAAACUAAGGUUCAUAAUAUGGGGUGCCCGUUUUUCGGGCACCCUAACCCUCCUGCCCCUUGCCCGUGCCCGCUUAGGCAGGCUUGGGGGUCCCUUGAUGCUCUCAUAGGCCGUCUUAGAGCGGCCUAUGAGGAAAAUGGGGGACCCCCUGAAAGUAAUCCUUUUGGGGCCCGUGCUGUUAGGCUCUUCCUUCGCGAGGUAAGGGAUUCCCAAGCGAAGGCUAGGGGUAUUAGUUAUGAGAAGAAAAAAAGAAAGAAGGUGACACCGGCUUUAAAGCCGGUGUCACAACAUUCACCAUCACCACUACCACCACCACCUCUCCAGCACCACUAUCUCCACGGCGAGUCCAGUGGUGGAUUGAUCAUUACUGGCUUCGCCGUGGAUGGACAUCAUGGUGGUGGUGCAGGAGAAAGGAGCUAGUUUUUUAUAAAAUGAUAUAUGUUACUAUUUAUUGUUAUGGUAAGUUUUAUUUUAUUAUGUGUACCCUAGCUAGCUUACUCCACUUUUGGAACAAGUGUUAGUUUACCAUUUAGGUAUAUUGGAAUUUGGAAGUGGAAGAAUUAAGUUAAUAGUAGUAGUAUAUAGUAUGAUCUUGAUCUUCUUGUACUAUAGCUAUUACAUACUUUUGGGGACUGAUGUGAUGAAUAUGUGACAAUCAACAAGUCAAAAAUAUACAUUUUGAUUUUGUUUUGCAAUUGGAAUAUGAAAAAUGAUGAUCUUAGCUA